AUGAUUGAUCAUUCAUAACUGCCAAUAUAUGGUAUUUGCCUUGAUCCUACUUGUCAUUCACUAAGACCAUAUUGUAAUUCGUGCAUUCAACAAUUACAUUCAAAACAUGUUGCAUCUUUAAUAUCAUUUGAAUAAAUUUAAUCAUGGAUUAAAAGCAGAAUGAAUUCUAUACCAGAAAUAAAAAAAUUCAUCAAAUUGAGCUAAGACUUAAUUAAUAUUCUUCAAUUUGUUAAUAAUUUUUAAGAAAAGGAAAUCAAUUAAGAGAAUAUGGAAAAAUUACGAAUAUCAUAAUUAAAUUUGCUUGCAAAUGAUUUAACAAAAAUAGAUCAUUUAUUAUAAUUCCCUAAUUGGAGUGAGACAAAUAAAUAACUUCUUGAAAUCUUUAAAUAUUGUCAAACCAUGAAAAAUAUUCAUUAUUUAGAAUUAAGUAAAGAUUAACCAGAAAAUAAAAAUGCAUUGGAAUAAAAUAUCCUAGUAUAAGUUUAACCUAAAAAAAUUAAUGUUUAAAAACCUUUAAUUGAUAAUUUUUAAGAUUAAAAUCAAUAAUAAUAAUUAGGAUUAGAAAAGGAAGGCUUAAAAUAGUAAGAGUUUCCUUAAGAAUUAGAAACUGAAUUUUGGUCCGGUUCUAGAUUCAUAAGAACUAAACUAUUAAUAAACUUAUAAAAUAAUAACUAAAUUCAAUAUAUUCUUGAUGGAUCCAUAAUAAGAAGGUAGUAAUAUUUAUAUUUAAAUUAAAAUAGCGAUUAAAUAAAAGAUACUUCUAUAAGGCCAGAAAUAUUAACUAACUUAGAGUAGAUUUAAUAUUUAUAAUGGAAAGGGGACUUUGGAAAUAAUAAUAAGAAGAUAGGAAAAUGGAUAGCUACAUGGAUGGGUAACACUUUGGAUGGUGUAGGAGGAUAAUACACCAAUGAUGGAAAAAAAAAUGGCAAGUGGAAAGAAUUAUUUUAGAAUUAUUGGAAGUUAGCUUAAUUUAAAAAUAUCAUAGGGAAGCUCAGGUGUAUGAAGAAGGUGAGUAUGAUAAUGAUUUAAGAAUAGGAGAUUGGAAAUAUAAUUAUUAGGAUAAAACAAUGUAAAAAUAUAUGUACUAAAUUAGUAAUGGUGGUAAAUAUAAUUAGAAAGGUGAGAAGGUUGGAUAAUGGACAGAAUUGAGUGAAAAUUUUUGGGAUAAAUCUUAAAUAAUUUAUAAUGGUGAAUAUAAAGAUGGAAAAAAAGUUGGUAGAUGGGUGAUACAGUAUGAAGGAGUAGAGAUGUAAUAUUAAAAUAUAAAAUAUAAGUGGUGGUGGAUAAUAUGAGGAUUAUCAUCCUUAAAAUAUGUUAUUCCAAGAAUAUCCUUAUUAUUCAUUCUUCUAGGAAAGUUUCUAAGUUAAAUCAUUACCUUUUUCUGCAAACAUUAAAGCCAAUGAUGAUAUUGCGAAUUCGAAUAAAAAUGGGAAAUGGAUUGAAUUGAGCGAUGGAUUUUAUUGCAAUUCGUAAGUCACAUAUGAGGGACAAUAUAGAAAUGGUAAGAAGAUUGGUAGAUGGGAUAUUUGGUGGAAAAAAGAUUAUGAUGAUAAAAUAAAAGUUUAGAUGUAAUUAUUAUAAUACUUUUUCAGUGGUGGUGGUUUAUAUGAUGAAGAAUAUUCUUUUAAGAUAGGAAAAUGGAUUGAAUAGAGUGAAAGAUUCUGGGAUAAUUCUUAAGUUAUUUUGAAGGGGGAAUAUAAAAAUGGUAAAAAAAUAGAUUUGUGGACUAUUGAAGCAUUUGGACAAUAAGUGUAAAAUUAUAUUAAUAUUUAAAAAUUUUAGUGGUGGUGGAUUAUAUAAUAAAGAAAAUUCUAAUAAAAUUGGGAACUGGAUAGAGUUAUGUGAUGGAUUUUAUGGAGCUGCAUAAAUAAUUUAAAAAGGCUAAUAUUUAAAUGGUAAGAAAAUAGGGAAGUGGGAUAUUUGUUAUCGAGAAAAUGAAAACCAGCCUUUUAUUUAAAUGUAAAAUAUUACCAAUAAAAUUUUUAGUGGUGGUGGAGUAUAUGAUGAAAGUACAUCAGUGAAAAUAGGAAAUUGGAUUGAAUUAAGUGAUGAAUUUUUUGAUAGAUCUUAGGUCACAUUUAAUGGAUGGUAUAAAAAUGGUAAGAAGGUUGGUAAAUGGAGUAGUUAUUUGAAGAAGAAUUAUGGAGAUUUUUAAAAUGUGCAAAUGUAAAAUUAGAAUACAAUAUUAUAUCAAUUUUUAGUGGUGGUGGAUCUUACAAUGAAUAAGACUCUUUGAAGGUUGGAGAAUGGAUUGAUGUAAAAGAGUAGUUUAUUGUGUUCUAAUAACUGGUUUAUAAAGGUGUAUAUAGAGAUGGUAAAAAGAUUGGAUCUUGGAUGGAAAUCGAAAUUAGAAAAAAUUAGACUAGGGGCAUUGUGAAUUAUGAUAAAUGA
Molecule: messenger RNA, 2391 nt
Organism: Paramecium primaurelia
Lineage: Eukaryota; Ciliophora; Oligohymenophorea; Peniculida; Parameciidae
Source: the annotation of a GenBank genome assembly